GCGCUGAUCUGCAGCUGCUGAUCUUCCUGACUGUAAAAGCACAUGGCUGCACUGACGCUCUCCAGAACCGACAACAUACUGCAUAACUUCUUACAGGAUCGUACCCCGAGCUCCUCUCCUGAGAGUGGCCCUAAUCCGCUGUCUUUCCUGGCCACCACGUGCAGCCAGGCUUGGCAGGUGAGCGGCACCGUGGGCACCGACGGGGCUCAGUUCCCCUAUGAGGGCACCGUGGGGACCACGUCCAGCAUGUUUCAGCUCUGGAGCAAUGACGUGGCCCCAAACUCCAGCCUGAGUGCCCAUCAUAUGGCCUUCACCGUGCCCAAGAUGCAGUUCCCCGGCCAUGUGCAAAGUGGCCUGGGCUCUCACUCGCACCACCAUCAUCAUCAUCACCACCACCAUCACCAUGAGCUGCCUCUUACACCUCCAGCUGAACCUCCCGCUUCAUACUCAUUCGAGGUCUCACCGGUCAAAAUGCUGUCGUCGCAGGCGCAAGGAAAUGCUCAGUACUAUGCACAGCACAAUGCUGUUGGCCAGAACUUUCCCAGCUUCCUGCAGAACAAUUCAGCCAGAACCCACCUGCCUGGAGGGCACAUCGAAGAUAGCCAGCAGUGGUGGAGUCUUCCUCAGAGCAACACUGGCACCUCCAGUCACCCAUUCUCCCUGGGCAGGCAGCUGGUUUUAGGCCACCAGCCUCAGAUUGCUGCUCUGCUUCAAGGAACCUCCAAGAGCCUGCUGGGCUCCACACGCCGCUGCCGCCGCUGUAAGUGUCCAAACUGCCAAUCCACGGGGAACACCGUCGGCAGCCUAGAGUUUGGCAAAAAAAGACUGCACAUCUGCCACAUCCCGGAGUGCGGCAAGGUGUAUAAGAAGACCUCGCACCUAAAGGCGCACUUGCGCUGGCAUGCAGGUGAGAGGCCCUUCAUCUGCAACUGGCUCUUCUGCGGUAAGAGCUUCACGCGUUCAGACGAGCUGCAGAGGCACCUGCGCACACACACCGGCGAGAAGCGCUUCGGCUGCACACAAUGUGGCAAGAGGUUCAUGCGUAGUGAUCACCUCUCCAAGCAUGUCAAGACCCACCAGAGCAGGAAGGGUCGAUCCAGCCAGCCCUCACACGCUGACACACAGCUGAGCAACAUUAAGAGGGAGUGAAGGAAGUCAAGAACUGUAGUGCACAGAUAAUCUCACGACUCUCAGAGAGAUCACUUGAAUAAUCCUCAUGAGAGACAAAGCCAUAUUUAAAAGUCCACUGAAUUUCUGAAUACAGUGCAGAGCUACUGAGAGAUAUUAAGGUCUAUAAUGAAGGCCACGCUGCUAGUAAAGAGGUGAUGGACAAACACUCCAAACAGGAAAUGUGACUUUUUAAUUUUUUGACAUGGUUUCAGGCAUGCUAUACAUCUCACAAAUGCUGUUCUCUCUUUGCACAAAGUUCAUUUGUCAAUCUAUUAAUUCACUACCAAUACAUUGUACAAGCACAAUAUAAAAAUAUUUAUUAAAUUAAUUUGGUCCUUUAUUUUUUACAGAAAAUAUUGCC
Ictalurus punctatus (channel catfish) is the source of this 1531-nucleotide messenger RNA. It is a transcript of the gene sp5l, whose product is annotated as Sp5 transcription factor-like. The coding region runs from base 43 to 1149 and encodes 368 amino acids. The transcript has 2 exons. The record is from RefSeq and is a predicted model, not a curated record. NCBI's taxonomy places the organism in Eukaryota, Metazoa, Chordata, Actinopteri, Siluriformes, Ictaluridae. Gene Ontology annotation, biological process: regulation of transcription by RNA polymerase II. Gene Ontology annotation, molecular function: RNA polymerase II cis-regulatory region sequence-specific DNA binding; DNA-binding transcription factor activity, RNA polymerase II-specific.